AGUGGGACAGACUGUAACUGCCCCCCCCCCCCCCCCCCCCAUCCCCGGUCUCUCUUCUCGCCCGUACAGGAGGCGACGCCAUGACGACCGAAAUGCAGGAGAUCGCCAUCACGGAGGAGAAGCCGUUACUCACGGAUCAGGCUGAGGCCAAGGACGCUGAACUGGCUGCUCGGAUCCUCCUGGACCAAGGACAGGAGCACAGCAUCGAGACCCCCCACGGCGUCCUGCACGUGACCCUGCACGGCACGCGGACCACCCGCCGGCCGGCCAUCCUCACCUUCCACGACGUGGGUCUGGACAACAAGAGCUGCUUCUCCCCCCUGUUCAAGUUCGAGGAGAUGCAGGAGAUCGUGAAGAACUUCACCCUGAUUCACGUGGACGCUCCGGGGCAGGAGGAGGGCGCCGCCCCUUACCCCGCCAGUUACCAGUACCCCUCCAUGGACACCAUCGCAGAGAUGAUCCCUUCGGUCCUGCAGUUUUUCAACUUCCGCACUGUGAUCGGAGUGGGUGUGGGAGUGGGAGCGUACAUCCUCUCCAAGUUCGCGAUGGCGAACCCAGACUCGGUGGAGGGCCUGGUUCUGGUCAACAUCGACCCCAACGCCCGCGGAUGGAUCGACUGGGCCGCUCAGAAGCUCAGCUCCGUGACGUCCUCUCUGACGGAGCAGAUCUUGUCCCACCUGUUCAGUCAGGAGGAGCUGAGCUCCAACUCCGAUCUAGUGCAGUCUCACAGGGAGCGCAUCUCCAAAGCGCCCAAUCUGGUCAACAUUGAGCUCCUGUGGAAGACGUACAACAGCCGCAGGGACUUGAACAUCGACCGCAGCACCUCCUUCAAGUGUCCAGUGAUGUUGGUGGUGGGCGACCAGGCUCCGUACGAGGAAGCGGCCGUGGAGUGCAACAGCAAAAUGGAUCCGACGACCACCUCCUUCCUGAAGAUGGCCGACGCCGGCGGCCUCCCCCAGCUGACCCAGCCUGCUAAACUGACUGAGGCGUUCAAGUACUUCAUCCAGGGAAUGGGCUACAUGGCUUCGUCCUGCAUGACCCGCCUGUCCCGCUCCCGCACCACCUCCCUGUCCUCCUCCUACUCCAUGGAGGGGUCCCGCUCUCGCUCCCGCACCCUCUCCCAGGGCUCGCAGGGCGGACAGAUGCCGCCGAGCCCCUCCCAGACGAUGGAGGUGUCCUGCUGAAGGGAGAGAUAAAAAAAAUUAAAAUAAAAAAAAAUAAAAAAACGAGAGAGAGAAAGGAGGGCGAAAGGGAAAAGUAAAGCGCCGACGAUGUAGGAGGGAAAAAGGGAUGCGUUAUUUGUCACUGAUCAACUUCCAUCGACACUAGGGGCGGGGUGGGGACUAGAAACCGGGGGGGGGGGGGAAGAGAAAACAAAGGAUCCCAGAGGUGCCCGUCCUUCUAGUCGCGUCCCCCUCCCGGCCCAAAAACAUUUGGUCUGUUCUGCUGUGAGUAUCACAUGUAGACAAGAAGAGAUCAUUAGGGGGGGGGGCGCCAGUAGUCCUCCCUCCCUCCUUCCCUCUAGGUCAGCCACUAGAGCCCUUUGGUUUAGACGAGGGGGCCUAUAGAGGCAUUAACCGAUAGUAAUAACUCUGUUGUCGAUGACGAUAUUGAAGCUGAUGAUGAUUAUAAUGAAGUAGUUAAAAAAAAAAACACACACCGUUGUCUUUAUUGCACAAUGAGCUUAAAAAUACAUAGAUACAAAUAAAAGACAUACUAUAGCAGAGGUACUUUAUAACAAUGUGUGUCUAGUUUUUAUCUGAAUGUUUUUUAAUCCUGAUUUUAUUUCCUCCUUCUAACCUGAUUGAAGGUUUUUUGUGUCUUCCAUUGGCCCCUGUAUAUUGACAUGUACCUUUUGUUUUAACAUCAGAUUUGAUUUUAGUGAGAUGGACAGGAAGCUUUUCUUUAUUUCUAUUCUUUCUUUGUCGACUUGGAAGUUGCAUGCCUGGAAAUAGCCCACAGAAUAUGUGUGUGUGCGUGUGUGUGUGCGUGUGGUGUUUUGGCUCCUUGGCGCGUUUGCCGAGCAUGGCGGCACUCGCAUGACGGAUUGGCAUUCGUUAGCUUCAGCUGACGUUAAUGCCAAUCUAAUAGUCUAAUAGUGCUUCCAGUACCACGUGCUACCCAACAGGAAGCGUUUUCACGACAUGGCGGCACGCGUGCAAGUAUCGGACGUGGCCAGUAGGGGUCACUGCGUUCGAGAGGAUUGUGUCGCGACGGUUGCGACGUGUCUGGGGAGUGUAUGUGAGGAAUGUUUGAAAAGGGAAUCUGAAUGGAAACAUUUUUGGAAUUUAACAUUUUGAGCCCAAUGAAACCCCUCCCGCCUUCUUGUGUGACUCAUAACUGACAAUGAACCAGCCCCUUCACUGCCAACCUACUCAGAGAGAAGAAAGUCACUCCCCAGGGCAGCAGUGGAAACCCUAAAAGCUACAAAUCGCUGUUUCUAUCCUGCUAACGCAGAGUUUUGGGGUCGAUGAAUGCACGGUGUGCCGAAAUGUAAACGCUCCUCCCACACUUACUUUAGGCCUCAUGCACCCGGUAACCGGGAGCGUCUACCAAAUAAGGGACAACGGUGGAGCGGAUGAAUGACGAUGCCAAAUAAGGAAUUGGAACGGUAUUUGGGGAGAGCAGUACACGCUUGUCCAUUUUGUCUUUUUUACUUCAAUCAUGUUUUUUCCCCUCUGUUUUGGGAUAAUUGUCAUGAUUUUUUUUUUUUAUCUCUGUGAAGUGUUAGUUGACCCUCCCAAUGUGCUCACAAAUUAGACAACAGUGUGUGUGUGUGUGUGUGUGUGAUAGUUCAUGCGUAACCUUUUUUAGCAUUAGAGCUGAUGAGGGAGUGUAGCGUAAUGAACAAUUCAAGAUAAAGGUAAUGAGAUUACAAUCAAUUUUACUUGUGUCGUUAAUUUCUCUGUGUAACACAAUGAACCUCCUAUAAAAAGAAAACUUAAAUAUGAAUAAAAGCUACAGAGAAAUA
Molecule: messenger RNA, 2971 nt
Organism: Pungitius pungitius (ninespine stickleback)
Lineage: Eukaryota; Metazoa; Chordata; Actinopteri; Perciformes; Gasterosteidae
Gene: ndrg2
Product: NDRG family member 2
Exons: 15
Coding region: 81-1184 (367 amino acids)
Biological process (GO): signal transduction
Cellular component (GO): cytoplasm
Source: RefSeq, a predicted model, not a curated record